AUGGAAAGCAUGCAGGCUGCCCUCGAGUGUGUGUCAAAGCUGCCAGCAGAUAAGAUUGAUGGUAUUCACAAGAUUUGGGCGAGGGACUUGAAGGAGCUAGUCUAUGAUAUUGAAGAUAACGUUGAUGCUUUCAUGGUGCGCAUCGAUACUCCUGUGGAUGGCAAGACACAUAGCUUCAGAAGAUAUUUUGAUAGGAUCAUCGACCUAUUGACAAAAGCCAAGCAUCGCCAUCAAAUUUCCAAUGAGAUUCAAGAGAUCAAGAACCGCAUCCAAGAGGUUUCUGGUAGGAGAGAAAGGUACAAGUUUGAAAAUAUUGUAGUGCAUCCUGACAAUAAAAAAAUGGAUCCUCGGUUGCCGUCUCUCUAUGUUGAUGUAAAGAAGCUCGUUGCGUUGCUAAUGCGUGGGGAGGGUGGGAAAAAGCAGCAGCUAUUGGUUGUGUCCAUUGUUGGAGUCGGUGGCCUUGGAGAAACAAGCCUUGCCCAUUUAGUGUACCAAAGAAUCAGAAGACAGUUUCAGUCUCAAGCUUUUGUUUCAGUCUCCUUGAAGCCAGAAAUAAAUAAAAUUUUCAGCAGUAUAUUACGGCAGGUUAGUGGAAUGGAAUACCCCAAUGAUGAAGCAUGGGAUCAAACUGAGCUUAUAGCAAAAAUCAGACAAAUUCUUGAGAAAAAUAGGUACAUCAUUGUGUUUGAUGAUAUAUGGAGUGAUUCAGCUUGGAUACAGAUCAAAUGUGCUCUUAUUGAAAACAACCUUGGUAGCAAAGUCAUUGUGACGACCCGGAAUGUUGAUGUGGCUAAAAUUUCUUGCUCACCCAUUGAUGCAACUCUGUAUGAACUAGAUCCUCUCUCUUAUGAAGACUCUAAAAGGCUGCUUUAUAGUAGGGUAUAUAAUGAAGGUGAGGAAAUUCAUCCCGAAUUGGAGGAGGUAUCACGAAAUUUUUUGAAGAAAUGUGGUGGCGUACCAUUAGCUAUCAUUACAAUAGCUGGUUUAUUGGCUAGUAGACACAAAGCAAAGUAUGAAUGGUAUAGCGUAUACAAAUCAAUGGGUUCAGGACUUGAAAAGGACAAGACAAUGGAAAAUAUGAGAGAGAUAUUACAUCUUAGUUAUUGUGAUCUACCUUCCUAUCUAAAGCCAUGUUUAUUGUAUUUAAGCAUGUUUCCGGAGGAUCAUAUGAUUCCAAGAUACGAUCUUGUAUUAACUUGGGUAGCAGAAGGUUUCGUUGAUGAAAAACAGGGGAGUAAUUUGUAUGACAUUGCAAAGUGGUAUUUCAAUGAGCUUGUUAAUAGAAGUAUUAUUCAGCCAGUAAACAAGGAUGAAAAUGGCAAUGCAAAAUAUUGCCGUGUACAUGAUAUGAUACUUGAUCUCAUCAUCUCCCUUUCCGUACAAGAAAAUUUUGUCACCAUAUCUGAAGGUUCACACCUCAUAGCUCCAGCACGCAAGAUCCGACGACUGUCACUGCAAGGUACCAAGGUAUAUUGCAACAAGGAAGCUACCACGGAAGAGCAGGCCAUACUGCCAUCAACUGUGAAUGUGUCCCAAGUCAGGUCUCUCAUUGCAUCAGGUGAUACAUGUAAAUGUCCGCCACCUCUGUCAAGAUGCUGGCUGGUGUUUGCUCAAGGAGUGAUGCCAAAACUUCAGAGGCUUGAGUUAUCCUUUGGAGUACGGAAAAGAGAAGAUGGUGGUUUUGAUACCGGCCUGGAGAAUCUUUUGUCUCUUAAGCAUGUUGCUUUCAAAGUUGACUGUACAGGCGCCCGGAUCAGGGAGGUGCAGGAUGCAGAGACCAAGAUCAGGAAUCGGGGCAAGUCCCCGCUGUGA
Molecule: messenger RNA, 1812 nt
Organism: Panicum virgatum (switchgrass)
Lineage: Eukaryota; Viridiplantae; Streptophyta; Magnoliopsida; Poales; Poaceae
Product: disease resistance protein Pik-2-like
Exons: 4
Coding region: 1-1812 (603 amino acids)
Biological process (GO): defense response to other organism
Molecular function (GO): ADP binding
Source: RefSeq, a predicted model, not a curated record